AUUAUUGACCAGCAACGUUUACUACUGAAAAAUCUAUUCCCCGUACGCGUCCCCCCACCCCGUCUCCUCCAUCAGCAUUUUUUUUAUUUCCCUUCCUUCUCCGCCCCGAUACUUUCUCCUCCCUCUGUCCCCUUUUUUCUUUCCCGGUCCUCAACCUCCCCCCACCCUUUCCUUCUUCCUCCACCCACCUCCACCCCCCUCCGCCCGCCGCUCCCCUCUCCGUGCGCCCCUUCCCUCCGCGCGCCGCUCCUCGGAGCCUUAUUGCAGCAAAUAGGGAGAGGAAAUGGGCCUUAGAGGAAAUAGGAACAAAUAUGAAACACAACUGGCUCAAAGAAAUUUCAAAAGCAAUGAUACUCAGAAUCACAUACAGGAACAAAACACCAUGGAACUUUAUUCACGAGCAAGGGAGCAAGAAGAGGAGAUCCUCUCCCUCCGUGAACAGAUUGGCAUUGCCUGUAUGAAGGAACUGCAGCUGUUGAAUGAGAAAUGCAAACUAGAGAGGCAAUUCUCUGAACUAAGAAUGGCAGUUGAUGAGAAGCAAAAUGAAGCCAUCUCAUCCGCUUCUAAUGAUUUGGUUCAAAGAAAAGGUUAUCUUGAAGAAAAUUUAAAACUUGCUCAUGAUUUGAAAGCUGUAGAUGAUGAGAGAUACAUCUUCAUGUCAUCUAUGCUGGGGUUGCUCGCUGAAUAUGGCCUUUGGCCUCGUGUUAUGAAUGCCUCUUCAAUAUCCAGCUGUGUAAAGCAUUUACAUGAUCAAUUACAAUGGAGGAUUCGAAGUUCACAUGAUAGAAUGGGAGAGUUAACUUCUGUUCUAGAAAGCCGUGCUGAUAAUGGUAAUCACGUUGUUGAAAGUCCAGGUUCUGGAAAUUUGACAAGUCACACUCAUAAUGAUUUCAUGUUUCAGCAUAACUUCCCCCAGCAAAAUCUUAUUGGGAAUGAACAAAGCCAUCAACCAAUGAGCAAUGUUGCAGGAUAUAUGCACCCAGCUCUUCAUUCUGAUGUAAACUGGGGAUUAAAAACAUUCAACUAUCAGCAGACUUCUAACGCUGAUAGGGGGAUAUCUUCUUUCCCACACGCAUCAAUUGAUAAAAUUGGAGUGCAGGACAAAAACAUGGAAAGAAAUUUUGGCAAUGGCAACUUUUAUCAACAUCCACCUGAUUUGGAUGAGACUGCUUCCUCUGUUUCUGAGGACGGCCCUGGCAUUGAGAAUUUUCAAGUUUCUGGUGAUGCUAUUCCUGGAGAAAAGCUUCUUGGAUGUGGAUAUCCAGUCCGUGGAACUUCUCUUUGUAUGUUUCAGUGGGUUCGGCAUCUUGAGGAUGGCACUAGACAAUACAUUGAAGGAGCUACAAAUCCAGAGUAUGUUGUUACAGCUGAUGAUGUUGAUAAAUUGAUAGCAGUUGAAUGUAUUCCAAUGGAUGAUAAAGGCCGUCAGGGGGAACUGGUGAAGCUUUUUGCUAAUGAUCAGAACAAAAUAACGUGUGACUCAGAAAUGAAACAUGAGAUUGGCACAAAUCUGUCUAAAGGAGAAGCCACAUUCAGUGUUCUACUUUUGAGGGAUUCUUCCGAGAAUUGGGAACAAGCAACUCUAUUCUUAAGACGAUCAGGAUAUCAAAUUAAGAUUAAUGGUACUGAAGCUACAGUAGUUGAUGAGAAAUUCUCAAAGGAAUUAUCGAUUAAGGUUCCAUGUGGUCUCUCUGCGCAAUUUGUGUUAACAAGCUCAAAUGGGUCUUCUCAUCCUCUAAGCACAUAUAGCGUCAGAAUGCGAGACACACUUGUGUUAACCAUGCGACUCUUCCAGAGUAAGGCAUUGGAUGACAAAAGGAAAGGGAGAGCAUGACCUCAGAUUUUGUAUGAAUGGAAGAAAAUAAGUUACUGAGCAAACAUUUAGUCUCAUUUAUAAUUUUUUUUUAUAUAGUAAUAUCUGGAAUCCCAUGUCUAGUGUCCUGUUGUAAAAGCAAAAGUUUGUAGAGGCCAAGAAAGUGUAACAUGGGAAGAAAUCGAAAAUAGUGUGUUAACAUUUUUUUUUUCUAAGUUACAAUGUAACGAUGUAUGCCUGUGAAUGUGGGGGGAAAGUUGCAUUAUUAGUUAAAUGAGUGUUAUAGAUUCAGCGUAUAAACCCACUUUUAUUUGUUCAAGAUUUAUCUGUAAGUACAGAAAUAAAGAUUUUGUAGCUUCAAAAUUUCUUUAAAAUAUUAAGUCUCAUUUUGUUAUAUGCA
This is a messenger RNA of Glycine soja, 2213 nucleotides long. RefSeq lists its product as uncharacterized. Lineage: Eukaryota; Viridiplantae; Streptophyta; Magnoliopsida; Fabales; Fabaceae. Gene Ontology annotation, cellular component: plasma membrane. The transcript is spliced from 19 exons. The record is from RefSeq and is a predicted model, not a curated record. The coding region runs from base 284 to 1834 and encodes 516 amino acids.